Molecule: messenger RNA, 1219 nt
Organism: Empidonax traillii (willow flycatcher)
Lineage: Eukaryota; Metazoa; Chordata; Aves; Passeriformes; Tyrannidae
Product: chloride channel protein ClC-Kb-like
Exons: 10
Coding region: 77-1219 (380 amino acids)
Biological process (GO): transmembrane transport; chloride transport
Cellular component (GO): membrane
Molecular function (GO): voltage-gated chloride channel activity
Source: RefSeq, a predicted model, not a curated record
GCCGAGGCCGAGGCGGGAGGACGGGUGAGGGGGUGCUCAAAAGAAAGGGGGUGCUGUCCCCAAGAAGGUCCCCGGGAUGGAGCACCCCGUCCCUGGGGGGCCCCGGGGGGAGAGGGACGAGGAGGAGGAGGAGAGGGUGCUGGUGUCGAAGCACACGUGGAGACCCUGCCCCACCGCCCGGAGAAGGCUCCGAGUGUGCUUGGAGUGGGUGAAACGGCAGCUUUUCCGCGUCGGGGAGGAUUGGUACUUCCUCUUCAUCCUGGGGGUCCUCAUGGCCACCAUCAGCUUCAUGAUGGACCACCUCGUCUCCAGGGUCUAUGCAGCCCACCGCUGGCUCUACCAAGAGGUCGGGGACAUCGGGGUGCUCAAGUACCUCUCGUGGACCCUGUACGCCACGGCUAUGGCCACCUUCUCCACUGGCUUCUCCCAGAGCAUCACCCCAUGCUCCUCAGGCUCCGGCAUCCCGGAGCUGAAGACCAUCCUGAUGGGCGUGGUGCUGGAGGACUACCUGGCCAUCCAGAACUUUGGGGCCAAGGUGGUGGGGCUGACCUGCACCCUGCUGUGUGGCAGCACUGUUUUCCUCGGGAAAGUGGGGCCCUACGUCCACCUCUCCGCCAUGGCUGCGGCCUAUCUGGGGAAGAUGAGGACCUCAGUCACGAGGGAGUAUGAGAACAAGUUCAAGCAGCGCGAGAUGCUGGUGGCAGCACAAGCCGUCGGGGUGGCCACGGUCUUCGGGGCGCCUGUCAGCGGGGUUCUUUUCAGCAUCGAGGUGAUGUCCCCCCACUUUGCCGUGCGCGAUUACUGGCGCGGCUUCUUCGCCGCCACCUGCGGCGCCUUCAUGUUCCGCCUCCUCGCCGUCCUCAACAGCGAGCAAGAAACCAUCGUGGCUGUUUUUAAGGUCGACCUCAAGAUCGAUUUCCCCUUCGACCUCCUGGAGACCUUCUUCUUUGUGAUUUUGGGGGUGGUGUGUGGGCUCGUGGCCUGUGCCUACCUCUUCUGCCAGCGCUGGAUGAUGGUGGCUGUCAGGAGGAACUGGCUGACGGCCAAGCUGCUGGCGACCGAGUCCGUACUGGGCGUCCGUCCACCUGUCUGUCUGCACCCUGUGUGUCCGUGUGCCAGGGCAGGGGGAGGGGACACCCGUUUUGCCCCGUCUUCCCCCGGGGAGGAGGUUGAUAAUAAUACUCUGAAACUGCUGAUGAAUGACAGGGACAAUAAAUAA